Messenger RNA from Drosophila obscura, 1685 nucleotides. It is a transcript of the gene nAChRbeta3, whose product is annotated as neuronal acetylcholine receptor subunit alpha-5. The record is from RefSeq and is a predicted model, not a curated record. Gene Ontology annotation, molecular function: transmembrane signaling receptor activity; acetylcholine-gated monoatomic cation-selective channel activity. Gene Ontology annotation, cellular component: synapse; neuron projection; postsynaptic membrane. NCBI's taxonomy places the organism in Eukaryota, Metazoa, Arthropoda, Insecta, Diptera, Drosophilidae. The transcript is spliced from 5 exons. Gene Ontology annotation, biological process: regulation of membrane potential; monoatomic ion transmembrane transport; signal transduction. The coding region runs from base 252 to 1577 and encodes 441 amino acids.
AAUAACUCAACCGUAGUGUAAACAGGCUAUACAAGAAUUAUAUCCGAGGAGUAUUUUUUAUAUGCUCUCACUUUGUGAACUUGAAUUGUCGGUAAUAUUAGUCGGUACCUAACGUUACGUUUGAGAUUCUGGCGCCAAUAUUCAACUUGGACAGAAGCGAAUAAGAAUCGCCUACAUUUUUAACCCAUUCCAUUUCAGACUCGGAGGCGAAUGCAUUAAAUAAUUCAUUAAAAAUCGAACUGGGAACAACAAUGACGACGUUCCCAAAGAUAAGGACUCUGAUUUCCGGUCGUGGGAUGCUGGGGCUAUGUUUUCUGCUGCUUGCCGUUUCCGUGCCAGGCGCCACUUCAGCAGAUGCGACUGCAAUUAACGGCACCAGCAGUGACAAUGGCAGCGUCAGCACCCUGGACCGUCUGCACGCUGGUCUGUUCAUUAACUACGACAAGCACACACAGCCGCUGGACAAGGCGGGCGAGGCCAGUGAGGUCAACAUGGUGCUGAACAUCAACUUUAUCGACAUUGACGAGAUGAAUGGCAAAAUGACGACACACUGCUGGCUGAGUAUCCGUUGGACGGACGAGCGGCGCACGUGGCAGCCGGAGGAGUACGAGAACAUAACGCGUAUCCAUUUGCGUGCCACCGAGAUUUGGACACCGCAGAUCACGCUCUUCAAUGCGGCCAGCGAUGAUGACGGCUUCCUGGUGCACACUGAGGUGAUUCUCACCCACAAGGGCGAAUUUCUGUGGGUGCCACCGGCCGUUUACACGGCCUACUGCAAUCUCAAUAUGAUCAACUGGCCGUACGACGAGCAGACGUGCAAGCUGCAGAUUGGCUCCUGGGGCGUGAGCAACCUCAAUGCGGAUUUCGAAAGAACGGAGAAAGGGAUAGAAUACAACAAGGGGAUGCAGUCCGCCGAGUGGCAGAUCAUCAAAGGGGAAACGAAUUUCGUGCGCUAUUACUACUACAGCUAUCUGGAGUACACCCUGACGGCGCAGCGACGUUCCAACAUGUACACGGCCAUCAUCUACACGCCGGCCUCCUGCUUUGUGAUCCUCGCGCUGUCCACCUUUUGGCUGCCUCCCCACAUGGGCGGCGAGAAGAUCAUGGUCAAUGGCCUGCUCAUGAUCGUGGUUGCCUCCUUCCUCAUGUACUUUGCCCAACUGCUGCCCGUGCUGGCCAAUAAGACGCCGCUUGUGGUUGUCUUUUAUAGCGCCACGCUGCUCCUACUGAGCCUCUCCACCAUUGUGGAGGUGGGUGUGCUCUACUUGUCCACGGCCAAGCACAAGCGACGCGUGCCAGACUGCCUCAAGAAGCUGCUGCACGGUAAAUUCGGCUCCUGGCUGCUUCUCUCGCACUUCAGCUGCGAGGCUGAGCAGCAGACGGAGACGAACAAGGAAAUGGACGAGCAUGUCUAUGACAAUGCCGAUGAUGAUCCGCUGGACAUAAACCCCGCGCAGGUGCCCACAUCCCGGGCCAUUCAAUUCGAUUGGGCACUGCUGGCCACGGCCGUGGAUCGCGUCAGUUUUGUGGCUUUCAGCCUGACCUUCCUCAUUUUGGCCAUUAUGUGCGGUGUCUAGGGAGCAUGCCUAGUAUCCCCACCUGCAGGAUUACUGCUUAAUUGUAUCUGUAUCUAUAUCUAUAUCUAUGUAUCUGUAUUUGUUUAUUUACUAAAUGUAUCUGUGUGC